GCGCCGUCGUCAGCACCCAGGCUCGCUAUAUAUGCGCUUUCCGCCCCUCAGCUGUCCGGAGAAUCGUCUCCACCAAGCCAUCGGAGCAUCCAGUGCAUCCAGUGCAUCAUGUCGCUCCAGCGAAACGCCAGGCGCUGCGACUCCAAGCUCUCGCUCUCGGAAUCAAUUCUCGCUCCUCACGGCUAUGCCUGUUUCAGCGACUCUGUAGAUCGGGAGACACACCCGCUUUCCUCCCUCGGCACGCCAGUCUUUGUCCGGCAGUCUCAUCUCCAGGAGCUAUACUACUCGUACACCCUCGCCCAGCAUACGGCCAAGGGCCCCACGAGGCUGGAGAUCUUUCUGACGGCCUACCAAAGUGAGGUCAAUCGCAUCGCCCGAUGCAUGCUGUCACAGCACGAGUUCAUCGCCGAGCACAUCAGCUCUAUUGUGAAAUCCAUUCCGGAGAUGGUCCAGCUUCCACGAACCUCCAACGUGCUCGCUCGUGGCCAGGUCUAUCGGAUGAGAGCCUUCUUGAGCGAGUAUAGGAGCCAACGGGCAAUGUCUGCAAUCUCUCGUCGGCCGCCUUCCGAAGAUGUCUUUGUCGUCUACCUCCAGUCGCUGGACGCCGUGCUGAAGCCGCUGAGCCGAUUCCCGCGGCUGGUCACGGCAGGAACCGAGAUUAUGGCGCUCGAUGCCCAGAUAUUCUACUUUCGUCGCAAUUUCGAGGCUGCGCUUACCGAGCUCGGAUCAAUCCACGCAGGCAAUAUGGUGCAUGAACUACAGCCGAUACUCCACGCCAUCGAGGCCGAGCAGGCUCAGCUGCAGACGUAUCACAAAUCAUUGGCAGAGGCAUUUGAAAGCAUCUUCACCGCCAACAUGGAAGCGGAGAACUACUCGUGCCCGAUCUGCCUGAGCAUUCUGUACCGGCCCACAGAGACACCGUGCGGGCACCACUUUUGCGAGGCGUGUCUCUCCAAGCACCAGCUCGCCGCCAUCGCCGUGGCAUGGGAAUACGACCAUCAGUAUCUCGAUCCGGGCUACCCCUGCCCUGUGUGUCGCUCCAAGUUCGACGACUGCUCCAGGGUGGACCCUGACUUUGACGCCUUUGUCCGAGCCAACUUCCCGUCCGAAUACCGGGAGAAGAAAUGGGAGACCUGGCGGAGCGAGCAAACCCUUCGAAUCCGCGAGACCUUCGGGGUGUAUCGGCGCAAGCUCGUCUGGCGCUACAUGUUGUGGCGAAACAAGCGGCUGUAGAUAGAGGAUUCAUAAAUGGACCGGAGAAACCUCCUGGGUCUGAGUCCGCCGCUGGAUGUUAUAGAAUAUACUAAACGG
This is a messenger RNA of Polychytrium aggregatum, 1311 nucleotides long. RefSeq lists its product as uncharacterized. The transcript is spliced from 3 exons. The record is from RefSeq and is a predicted model, not a curated record. Gene Ontology annotation, molecular function: metal ion binding. The coding region runs from base 109 to 1233 and encodes 374 amino acids. Lineage: Eukaryota; Fungi; Chytridiomycota; Chytridiomycetes; Polychytriales.